AACAGAGCUAUUACACUAAAGCGAUCUUACCAUGAGAAGUGCUAACAUCAACAUCCGACACUCUGAAUUGUCUUGGAGGGUGCUUCUCCUCGCAACACUUGCUUUUCUCGGCAUAGCAACCGCCAUUCGUCCUUUGACGACCUCCGACGUCGAAGUUUAUUCGUUCGAAAGCUUUGUGGAAGACUUUUCCAAGACGUACGCCUCGCCCGAUGAAUACGAGCAUCGACGAGGAAUUUUUUGCCGCAAUCGAGACAUCGUCCUCACGCACAAUCGACAGCGUCAGCAACACCAGCACCAGUUGGGCGUGAACGAAUUCAUGGACGCAACGGACGACGAAAUACCCAAAGGAUACGAAAAAGCUUCCAACACCCGUGCAACUCAGGCCAUUGCUACCCAGCGUCGACUGAAUGAUGAGCAGGGCUUGGAAAGUCUCGUGCUUUCGCCCGUUGCGGAACUUCCCAACAGUGUUGAUUGGCGCCAAAAGGGAGUCGUCACUCCAGUCAAGUCUCAGGGGGGUUGUGGGUCGUGUUGGGCUUUUGCGACGACUGCCAUGUUGGAAUCGCAUGUAGCGAUUCAUGCGGGAGUCCUCUUUGAACUAUCCACCCAAGAAUUGGUUUCGUGUAUGGUAAAUCCACUCCAAUGUGGUGGGAACGGAGGCUGCACUGGGGCUACUGCCGAGCUCGCUUUGGAGUUUGUCCGACAGCACGGAAUGGUGCAGGAGUGGGAAUUUGGCUACCAAUCGUAUCAUGGUGCAGCGGUCAACUGUACCUUACAGGAUGUAGAAUCUGCUCUGCUUCGUGGUGCGAACAAGACGCACUACAAGGGCGCAGUGGCUUCCAUUCAAGGGUGGGUCGCACUACCAACGAACAAUUACACGACACUGAUGAAUGCCGUUGCGAAAGUAGGGCCUGUAGCUGUCAGUGUUGCCGCUACUCCAUGGGCACUGUAUAAGGAAGGGGUAUUUGAGUCUUCCAUGAAAUCGGAGAAGGAAACAAACGUGAAUCAUCUGGUUGUCUUGGACGGGUACGGUACGGACGAAGAAACAGGUGUGGACUAUUGGUUGGUGCGCAACAGCUGGGGGCCGAUGUGGGGUGAGGAUGGCUACAUUCGUUUGAAGCGUGUUGAUCCCGUGUCCCUGACUGAUCCAGAAAUGGAUUGCGGUAUGGAUGUUACCCCCAGUGACGGCGUUGCUUGUACCAUUGAUGACAAAGGCAACUCCGUGAUUCCUCCGGCGGUGAAAGUUUGCGGAACGUCGGGGAUUUUAUUUGACUCCAGUCUUCCCUUGGGACCAUACUUGGUAAAGUAGACGCAAGUAGCGGUACAGAUUAAAUCUUCUCUCUCGGCAGAAUGUGUACACAACCAAGUUAAAGACCUUAUCGCUUACGACUUAUAAAUAGUCAGCUUCCAGUCCU
This is a messenger RNA of Phaeodactylum tricornutum CCAP 1055/1, 1412 nucleotides long. RefSeq lists its product with no specific name. The transcript has a single exon. Gene Ontology annotation, cellular component: lysosome. The record is from RefSeq and is a predicted model, not a curated record. Lineage: Eukaryota; Bacillariophyta; Bacillariophyceae; Surirellales; Neidiaceae. Bases 32 to 1306 code for a protein of 424 amino acids. Gene Ontology annotation, molecular function: cysteine-type endopeptidase activity.